Messenger RNA from Fusarium keratoplasticum, 1365 nucleotides. RefSeq lists its product as uncharacterized. NCBI's taxonomy places the organism in Eukaryota, Fungi, Ascomycota, Sordariomycetes, Hypocreales, Nectriaceae. The coding region runs from base 1 to 1365 and encodes 454 amino acids. The record is from RefSeq and is a predicted model, not a curated record. The transcript has a single exon.
AUGGCAUCCUCACCGACUAUUUCAGCAGACGAUCCGUCUCACGAACCACCUGGUAGUAACAAGCUACUGGACCAAAUGGCCUCGAAUGAAAAAGGCCCGCUCAAACUCGGAGACUUUACUACGAGACUGAACUCGGAACAUCUGUCUCUGUGGGCAUCUCCUCCACCCGAUCGACCCAUUAGCCUUGGGAAUUUUCAACGGCUCUUUCAUCGCCUUGGCGUCAAGGAUCCCAAAGAUUCCCCUCAUGUUCAAUCAACUUCCCCUCUGAAGGCGACGCCAAUCACUAUACUCAAGCGGCCUGUCGAAGUAUCUUCGAGUAUUCAGCCGAUUGCUCUACCACAGGUCACAUCAGACGAGCCCCAGGUCGAUCCCAUCACUGAUUCAGAGACUGGGUCUGGCUCUGACUCUGAUUUACUGCCGGGCAAGGCAUAUUCAACUGCCGCAUCCACACCCCCAAGCUCGACCGAAUCUCCGCUCGAGAACUUGGCCAAACAGAAAAAGAAGAAGACCAAGGCAUCCAAGGCCAAAGACAAGUCUCAUCAUAGAGACGCCUCGCAGUCUGAGAUUGAAGUCAUCGACAAUAUUGAACCCGAACAGUCCCGGCACCUCCUCAUCACCUACCAAUAUGUCAAAUACGGCCCCACGACAGAGAUCUACGGCCACGCAGAGUCAGCCGAGGUUAAACACGAGUCUCUUAUGACCAAGCUUGUCCACCAGCACGUCACUGACUCGACGCUAAGCAAGGAAGCCCCAGAGGUGGCCUCCAACGGGAUCCAUGUCUUUAUCGACAUGUCCAACAUCAUUAUUGGCUUUCAGAAGGCUUUGAGGGCGAGAUAUUCUCUCCCAGAGUCUGUACGGUUCAUUCCGCUCCCUCAGAUGAAUCUCGAGUUCUUUCACAAACUCCUAGUUCGUGAUCGGCACGCGGAAUGGCUGAACGUUGGGUGCUCGAUGCAUCCCGACAAACAGAAACCCCAUUUCAUCGAAGAACUGGAAGACCUCGGUUACCGGGUCGAUCUCCGCAGCCGCCGUCCGCAGAACAUGACUGUGGAGGGCCACGGCUCCCGCUACGUCGAGGACAUGGUGGACGAGACGCUCCAGAUCCGGAUCGGCGAGUCUGUCAUGCAGUACUUUGACAAGCCUGGCACGCUCGUCCUGGCCACCGGGGAUGCCCGGCCGGCCAAGUACUCGGACGGCUUCCUCGCCUACGCCCAGCGCGCCCUGAAAAUGGGCUGGAACGUUGAGGUGGUGUCGUGGAGGUCGAGCCUCUCGUCUGCCUGGAGCGGCCUGCGGAAGGAGGAGGGCGUCGGCUCUCGAUUUCGUGUCAUCGAGCUUGACCAGUUUCUGGAUGAACUUUGGACCGGCUAA